Danio rerio (zebrafish) is the source of this 2136-nucleotide messenger RNA. It is a transcript of the gene tpbg1a, whose product is annotated as trophoblast glycoprotein 1a. The record is from RefSeq and is marked validated. NCBI's taxonomy places the organism in Eukaryota, Metazoa, Chordata, Actinopteri, Cypriniformes, Danionidae.
GAAAGAUCAAUGUAUUGAAAACUGCUGAUUUACGGGUGAUUUAUGAGUGUACAACAGCAAACCAAACAAUAUAUUGCUUUAAAGUAUUCAAAAUGUUCAUAAAAGUCACUUUUCCCAACUUUUUAAAGUUGUUAAAAGAUAGAUUAAGGUCACAUAAUGCAAUUCAAACCAGGGAAAUAAAAUAAAAACUGCUAAUUUGCGAUGUUUCACGGUGCAGCUCUGCUGAGAGUGCAUGUGGUGUGCUCAGCGUGUGUUGGGUAUGAUAGGUGUUUGGAGUGCGUGAGCUCCACCCACCGCAUCCCCAGCUGUGCGGUGGCCGGGCUGUGAGCGUCUUUCCUCGGGCAGCGCUGCUCAGACGCGCCGGUCUGUGAGUCGCAGAGCUCGGAUGAUGCCGCUGACGCUCGCCUGCGCGUCGCUCCUGCUGAUGUGCGUCUGCUGGAGCGUCGCGUUGUGUCCGCCGCGCUGUGUCUGCUCCGGGACGCCUCUCACCGUGCGCUGCUCGCCAACUGACCUCCCGGGACUCACCGGCACUCUGAGCCGCUCCGGAGACUCCCUGCAGCAGCUACAGCACAGCAGCUUCCGCGGGCUCCGGAACACCACACUGCUGGAGCUCAGCCACAACCGCAUUACGGAGAUCGGCUCUCAUGCGUUCUCGUCUCUGCUAAUGCUGCGUUCGCUAAUCCUGAACAACAACGCUCUAGUCCUGAUCCAUCCCGAAGCGUUCUCCAUCCCCGGGAGUCCUCUAGAAGAGCUCAGUCUGCGCUCGUCUCUGUAUAACCACACAUCUCUGACGGACCUCAUAACCGCGCUGCGAUGGGGGGAAUUAUUCAACCUGCAGCGGCUCGACCUGUCGGGCAACCGGCUCGUCCUGCUGCCACCGGGGAUGUUCACUCCGCUGCCAAGACUACAGUAUCUACACCUGAACAACAACUCUCUGGUGGCCGUCUACAACUGCACAUUCACUGGUGUCGAAAAUCUUCUGGAGCUGGAUUUGAGUAGGAAUGCAUUCAAAAUGAUCAGCGGCGAAGGUCUGCAUGAGUUGGAGCGACUCAGUUUGGUGCGACUAAUGUUGAGUCAGAACCCUUACACAUGCACAUGUGAAAUGCUUGAGUUUGUGCAUUGGUUGAACAGCUCGAAGGUUAAGAUUGGCGAUGUGGAGAGGUUGAGCUGUGAAUCCCCUGCUGAAAUGCGUAAUGUGUCUUUACGGGUUAUUAAUGCGCAGGUGUUGGGGUGUUACGGUGAAGCGCAGAAAGUCAAUACCGAUUUGUCGCUGCAUACGUCUUAUGUGUUUCUGGGAUUAGUGCUGGGAUUCGUGGGCAUGGUGUUUCUGUUGGUGGUUUACCUCAACCGAAAGGGCAUUAAGAAGUGGAUCACGGAUAUACAUGAAGCCUGUCGAGAUGUGCUGGAGGGGUAUCAUUAUCGAUACGAACUUGACUCUGAUCCACGACUGGGACAUGUUUCAAACAGAGACCCGCGUAAGGCGCGUGCUCCUACUGACGGUGGUAUUUCACAGAUUCCAUCUGAUGUGACUCUGUAAAAGGACUGUAAACAACUGCAUAGUGGAAAUACUUCAAUGUAUAUUAUGACCUGAUAUUUCCAGCACAUGCUUAUUGGAAAUAUGUGCCACAAACUAUUUUUUUUUUUUUUAAAUACAUCACAUGUGAUUUGUUUCACAUUUUAGAUGACAAAUCCACUAGAGAGCGCUGUCUGCAUUUUUGCGAAUCUGAAAUACGUCACUAAUAGUGAAUUUUGUUGCACGUUUUAGACAACAGAUCCACUAGAGGGCGCUGUCUACAUGUUUGCAAAUCUGAAAUGCUUUACUUAGGGUACAUUUUGUUGUACAUUUCAAAUAACAAAUCCACUAGAGGGCGCUGUCUGCAUUUUUUGCGAAUCUGAAAUACGUCACUAAUAGUGCAUUUUGUUGCACGUUUUAGACAACAGAUCCACUAGAGGGCGCUGUCUACAUGUUUGCAAAUCUGAAAUGCUUUACUUAGGGUACAUUUUGUUGUACAUUUCAAAUAACAUAUCCACUAGAGGGCGCUGUCUACAUUUGUGGGAAUCUCAAAUACGAUAUUUGGAGUGCGUUUCAUAGUUUGUGUAUUAGUUGAACAGUUCGAAGGUUACGAUUGCUGAUGU